Messenger RNA from Anneissia japonica, 3300 nucleotides. Its product is annotated as patched domain-containing protein 3-like. The record is from RefSeq and is a predicted model, not a curated record. Bases 351 to 3047 code for a protein of 898 amino acids. NCBI's taxonomy places the organism in Eukaryota, Metazoa, Echinodermata, Crinoidea, Comatulida, Comatulidae. Gene Ontology annotation, cellular component: membrane. The transcript has 3 exons.
UAAAUGGAUUAAAACCGUAGUUAAAAUGCAGAGGGUUAAAUGGUACUAGGCCUGUAAUAGUAGUGGUAAUUAAGUUCCCAGUACCCUUUCUUUGUAGGCCUACAGUUCUAAAUAUGAAUAGUAUCACCCAGGUCACGUCGACUCAUGUCUUACUAAUGCAGGUAUUCAACUGUAACAAAUAAAAUCUUUGUUAUUGUACUCCUAAUUUGAAUGUGAAGAGUCUGUAUUCCUCUAUAAAUUAAUACUCUGUCAAGCUUGUGAACAGAAUAGUUCAAAGUUCGAAGUUUUAAUCUUUGCUAAAAUUACUAGUCUGUCUCUGAGGAGGUACACAUAAUUUUAAAGGAAUCAACAUGAAGGCAGAUUGUAUAGAAAGGCCACUAGCUCGGUUGUACAAGUCGUACGGAUGUUGGCUUGCGAAGCAUCCAUUAUUGGUCUUGGCUGUUUCUGUCGUAAUAACUGCCAUUCUUGGGGCUGGGGUUGCACUCCUCGAAGUUGAAAGAGAUGCUGAGCGACUGUUUACUCCCAAUCAGAGCAAUGGCAAAUUGGAGCGGGAGAUGGAGGAGACAUUAUUUAAUGCUACAGUCGUAAACGGAACGUUGGCUAACCGGCUAACAAGGACUACUCCAAGCGCUAGUAUUAUUCUGGUUAUCAAAGAUUCAAGUAAAAGUAUUACUGCAAACAAAGCUAGACGAGAGAUUUUAAGGAUAGAUCAGGGGAUUAAAGCAUUAGUUCGGAGUAAAAACAACAAAACGUACGAAUCAAUCUGUUUAAAGUUUUAUGAACGUUGUCCCUCCAACGAAAUAAUUGAAGUUUUCAAAUUUUUAAACAACACCCAUAAUGAUGUGGUCAUAACGUAUCCGACUGUCAUUCUUGAUAAUAGUAAACCUUAUUUUAUUGGAUCAUCUUUAGGAGGCGUAGAUCUUGAAAAUGGAAUAAUUCUCAAGAAAGCGGUGGCUGUAAGGCUGUUUUAUCCGCUGUCUGAUGAAUCUAGUAGCCUUGAAUGGGAAGAGAAUUUCUUAACCUAUGUGGAAAAUCUAAAAUUGAAAGAAAUUAUCGCUUACGGUGCUAUUUCGUCGUCAUUAUCAAGGGCACUUGAUGUGGCUAGGAUAGAGACAAAUCCACAAAUUGUAUUAUGUGUCCUAAUUUUAGUGACAUUUUCGGUAGUAAGUAGCACAAAGCUUGACUGUGCUCAAAACAAGCCUGUAUUAGCACUAUUGGGUGUCGUGUCAGCCGGCUUAGCAACACUGUCAACUAUCGGACUCAUGGCCUAUUUCGGAGUUAAAUUCAAUGUACUCAUCACCGCGACACCUGUACUUGUUAUAAGUGUAGGGGUUGAUGACAUGUUUAUCUUGGUUGCCGCUUGGAGAAAGACGAGCAUUAGAGCGCCAAUUGAGAAGAGGACGGGUGAGGCAAUGGAAGAAGCCGCGCUUUCGAUUACCAUAACCAGUCUGACUAAUACCCUUGCUUUCGCUUUUGGUAGCAUUUCACCAUUUCCUGCUGUACAGGCUUUUUGCUUAUACACAGGUGUAGCUGUUAUGUUUGACUUUAUAUAUCAAGUAACAUUCUUUUCUGCAUUUAUGGUUCUUACUGGAAAACGCGAGCGCGCAAAUCGACAUGCUCUUACUUGUAAGAAAGUAGUCCCGAAGAGUAAAGCACCUUCAACUUCAUACCUAUAUUGCUGCGCUGGUGGUUCGGAUAAAUUAGAUAUUGGAGGGCAAGAGAAACAUCCACAUGUCAUCAUGAAAUUCUUUAGAGAUGUAUAUGGAGAGUUCUUGAUGAAUACAUGGACAAAACUAUUUGUAUUUUUUAUCUACGUAACUUAUAUAUCAAUUUCUAUUUUAUACAUGCUUCAGAUGAAAAUAGGUAUUGAAAGACGGUUAUUAGCACCAAAAGGGUCUGGAAUUGCUAGUUAUUACGCGCAAGAGAUUGAGAAUUUUGAUUUAUUUGGUGCUCAAGUUUGCAUUUUCUUCGACAAAGAACUCAGUUACUGGGAUAUGUCAACUCAACAAAAUCUGGAAUCAGAUAUUAAUCAAUUUGAAUCUACACAUGUGUUUCAUUCGGCGAAAUUUACGACAUUCUGGUUGAGAGAUUAUAUGCAGUAUCUUAAAUUACAUAAUUAUACAAAAUAUGGGAAGGAUAAGUUUAUUAAUGUUCUUAUAACGGAGUUUCUGACUGAUCCGCAAUACAAGCAGUAUACUCUCGAUAUUGUAUUUAAUCAAAGUAACGAUACAAUAAUCGCAUCCCGUGCUUACGUUUCCUCAAAAAACAUAAGCGGUGCCGAUCGCGAACAAGAUCUUACUCGGACAGCUAGAGAUCUCGCUCAGAAGUCUGGUUUUCCAAUGAAUGUCUUCGCACAAGAUUUCAUAUAUUACGAUCAGUACUUUUUCAUAUUGCCAAACACAGUGAAAAACAUGAUAUACUCUGCUAUAUCAAUGUUAUUUAUAUCUUUACUUCUCAUUCCAAGACCACUGGUUUCUGUUUGGGUCGUCUUGACAAUAGUUUCAAUCGAAAUAGGAGUCCUGGGAUUCAUGACGUCAUGGAAUAUAAACUUGGAUUUCCAGUCGAGUAUCUUUGUAACUCUUAGCACUGGAUUCAGCGUCGAUUUCUCGGCUCAUAUCGCGUAUACAUACGCCGUUGCUCCGUACAAGCUCGGAAACAAACGGACAAUAUACGCCCUAUACUCUGUAGGAAUGCCAAUGCUGCAAGCAGGUCUAUCUACCGUUCUAGGACUGCUUGCCCUCAGCAAUUCAACCACAUACAUUCUAAGUGCAGUCUUCAAAAUUAUAUUUCUAGUCACUGUGAUUGGUGUUAUACAUGGGCUUGUAUUCUUGCCGGUGUUUUUAUCAGUCUUGGGGUCUUGGAAGAAGAUUCGCCAGAUUGUUAUGCGUCAGGACCCUAUCGAACUUCAGGAAUUAAAACCACGUGAUGUUUACGUAGUGGAUAGUAACCCAAAUUUAAAGGAAACAAACCCUGACAACACCUAUGAUCUAAAUGGAAAAGUACAAAUAUUAGACGAUUUUGCUGUUUUCGCUGAAACGUAUUUAUAAUAAUCUUAAUUAUGUAAUACAAUUAAUUUCGUUAAAACACAACAGAACAGUUACCGUACUAGCCACUUAUAUAAGCAUUUUCUAUGUGCCAAAGAAAGCAAGCUUUAUAUUUAGUCGCAUAACUCAUCGCUUCAUUGACACAAAGAAAGUCAGCUUUAUCUAUUAUUCAAUCAAUGAUCCGAAAAAUGCACGUAUUACACACUGAUCUUCUAUCAGUGAAAGCUUUUUCGAUAAGCAAAAAAAAAAAAAAAAA